Messenger RNA from Cylicocyclus nassatus, 664 nucleotides. NCBI's taxonomy places the organism in Eukaryota, Metazoa, Nematoda, Chromadorea, Rhabditida, Strongylidae. The record is from the annotation of a GenBank genome assembly.
AGAUAUCGGCCUCGAAUGCUAAUAUGCAGGCAUUAUGGCCAUAUCAUACGUAUCGACCAGUUACAUGGGAUAGGUAUUAUGUUAACGAAUAUCAAGAGAAGCAACCGUCGGUGAGCAGUGGAGUGGCGGCCGGAGUCACGAUAGGCAUAUUUUUUCUUGUUUUUCUAUUCACAUUUGGUUGUCGAAUCUAUAGCCAAUACAGUGAUCGAUCAGAAGCUCAGAAUACACGAAGUCAAGAAUCAGUCUUGAGCGAAUCUUUAGCAGAAGAUAUGUGGAUAUGUGCCCUGUCUAAGAUAGCAUUUCGAUGCUGGUUGACAGCAAAUGCGCUCAAGGAAUAUAACGUGUAACAAUAAGACGGUUCCCUCUUGAAAAACAUAUUACCCAUAGUACUUUCUCUUACAAAACGGAGCAAAAUAUGGUUCUCAGGUCUUUGAACUACGAGCACGCACACUUUGUUUUGGUAAAUAGAGUGCCUUUUUAAAUAUGUAAAUACGGUAUAAAUAGCAGGUCAAACUCUCGUUUUUGACCCUAACUCUACUCUCUGCCUUUAUGCACAUUGUUGUGAUUUGUAACGAAUUACAGGUUGACACUUCAUAUUAUUGUUUACAAAUUGAGACAUCAUUGAUCUCGUCUAUGUAAUUACCCGGACUUUGGAAUAAAGAGU